AUGUUUUUAUUCUCAUUCUUUGUUGCGUCAAUUUUUUUAAUUUUGUAUACGUCUCGAAAUUUUCUCUAUUGGAUUAAAAGAAACGUGAAACAUGAACUUCCGCUGCCAGUGUUUGGAACUCAUUUCAAGAAUCUAUUCGGAAUCAAAGCUCUUACACAAAUAACAACGGAUUUAUAUAAUAAAUAUCCAGAAGAAAAAGUAGUUGGAUACUUUCGAGGCUCAACCCCAGAGUUAAUAAUUCGAGACCUCGAUAUCGUCAGGAAUAUACUGAAUAUAGAUUUUAUACACUUCUACCCACGAGCAAUGGGUAGAAACGUUGAAAUGGAACCACUGUUAAGAAAUUUAUUUCACGUGGAUGGUGAUAAAUGGAAACUCCUACGGCAGCAUAUGACCCCAGCCUUCACCACAGCGAAAUUAAAGGCAAUGUUUCCUCUGAUUAUAAAUUGUGCAGAAAAAUUACACACCGUAGGAGAGGACAUUGCUAAGAAUGGAGGAGAAUUUGAUGCUCGAGAAUUGAUGGCUAGAUUCACUACAGACUUCAUCGGUGCUUGUGGGUUUGGUAUCGAAAUGAAUACUUUGAAUAAUGAUCAUUCAGCGUUCAGAGAGUUGGGUAGAAAAGUAUUAAAUGUACCUUUACGUGAUGCCGUUCUUGUGGCUGUUUGGGACCUUUUUCCAGAAGUGAGAAAGUACAUUUGCGUUUCUAAUAACGAUGUGGAAAAGGAAAUGUAUAAUAUUGUUGUAGAAAUAUUUGAACAGAGAAAGUACAAGCCAUCUGGUAGAAAUGAUUUCAUCGAUCUUUUGUUAGAGCUAAUAGAUAAGGGAAAAAUUGUAGGAGAAUCCAUCGAGCAUGUCACCAACGGAGCUCCACAACCUGUGGAAUUAGAACUUCAAACAAUGGAUUUGGUAGCACAAGUGUUUAUCUUUUUUGCAGCUGGAUUUGAAACGUCAUCGUCAGCGACAAGUAUGACAUUACAUCAACUUGCAUUAAAUCCGGAAAUACAGCUUGAAGUCCAAACUGAGAUUGAUGAAGUGCUAACAAAAUAUGACAACAAACUUUGCUACGAUGCAAUAUCAGAGAUGACUCAAUUGGAUAUGGCCCUUAAGGAAGCCAUGAGAUUAUUCCCAUCUUUAGGAUUUCUACAAAGAGAGUGUGCAAGAAAAUAUACGAUACCACAAUUGGGGAUAACGAUCGAUCCUGGUGUGAAAGUAAUAAUACCAAUACAGGCAAUCCAUACUGACGAAAAAAAUUUUAAAGACGCCAAACAAUUCAGACCUGACAGGUUCUCAUCAGAAGCUGUAAAAAAAUUAAAUAAUUACGGUUAUUUACCGUUUGGGAAAGGGCCAAGGGCUUGUAUCGGGGCACGUCUCGGUCAGAUGCAGUCCCUAGCUGGUUUGGCCGCGGUAUUGAAAAAAUUUUCGGUGGAACCUUCAACAAAAACACGGGUGGAGCUGAAAAUUAACCCUUGGUCCAAUAUUGUUCAAAUUGUGGAUGGUGGCAUUCCUUUAAAGCUUAAAUUACGUAAAAUGUAA
Pieris macdunnoughi is the source of this 1530-nucleotide messenger RNA. The record is from the annotation of a GenBank genome assembly. NCBI's taxonomy places the organism in Eukaryota, Metazoa, Arthropoda, Insecta, Lepidoptera, Pieridae.